This is a messenger RNA of Pistacia vera, 1966 nucleotides long. Its product is annotated as pentatricopeptide repeat-containing protein PNM1, mitochondrial. The record is from RefSeq and is a predicted model, not a curated record. Gene Ontology annotation, molecular function: protein binding. NCBI's taxonomy places the organism in Eukaryota, Viridiplantae, Streptophyta, Magnoliopsida, Sapindales, Anacardiaceae. The coding region runs from base 25 to 1563 and encodes 512 amino acids. The transcript is spliced from 2 exons.
CUGACUCUAUACUUGGCCGUAAAAAUGCCGCCUUUGCAACUCCGUAGGCUCCUCCUUCACCACCUCUCUUUUCCGACGCCCCACCACCGCCUCCUUUCUCCACAACCCACUUUUUGUUGCCGUUUUUCCCCUGCCCAUUUCCUUAAUUUCCUCUCUAAACCCUUCUCUUCCGAAUCCGAGACUGCAUCUGCAUCCACCACAAACCCUAAAAAAACCGUAGAUGACCCAGAUCAAGAACUCGCUCAAUCUCUCUCUAGAGAGCUCCUUGCGAAUUCUGACACUGACGCAUUACCCGUUUCUCAAAGACUUCACCUUAGCUUCUCUCACAUCAAGCCAACACCUUCCCUGGUCCUCUCCACGCUCAGUCUUAGCCAUGAAGCUGGCCGUAUGGUUCUAGGGUUUAAUCAAUGGCUUACUCAAAAUGCUAACUUUUCCCACUCUGACGAAACGCUGUCAUUUUUUACUGAUUAUUUCGGUCGUAGAAAGGAUUUUAAGGCGAUCCAUGAAUUCCUUCUUGAAAAUAAGGAGGUUUUAGGGGCUAAAACCCUUGAAUCUUGCGUUGAUAGAUUGGUUCGGGCGGGUCGGCCAACGCAGGUUUUAGGGUUUUUUGAGAGAAUGGAGAGAGAUUAUGGGUUUAAACGUGAUAAAGAUUCACUGAGAGUGGUUGUGGAGAAGUUAUGUGAAAAUGGGUAUGCGAGUUAUGCGGAAAAAUUGGUGAAAAAUACUGCAAAUGAGAUAUUCCCAGAUGAUAAGAUAUGUGAUUUGUUGAUUAAAGGUUGGUGUGUUGAUGGGAAACUUGAGGAGGCAAAAAGAUUGGCUGGAGAGAUGUAUAGAGGAGGUUUUGAGCUUGGCACAAUGGCUUUUAAUUCUAUUCUUGAUUGUGUUUGUAAGCUUUGUAGAAAAAAAGAUGCAUUUAGGCUUGAUUCUGAGGCUGAGAAAGUGUUGGUUGAUAUGGAUUAUUAUGGGGUUCCAAGGAAUGUGGAGACAUUCAAUGUGAUGAUCAGUAACUUAUGUAAGAUUAGGAGAACUGAGGAUGCAAUGAAGUUGUUUAAUAGGAUGGGAGAGUGGGGUUGUUAUCCAAACGGAACUACAUUUCUUGUUUUGAUCAAGAGUUUGUAUCAGGCGGCGAGGGUUGGAGAAGGUGAUGAAAUGAUUGAUAGAAUGAAAAGUGCUGGUUAUAAAAUUGAUAAGAAUGCCUAUUAUGAAUUCUUGAAGAUUUUGUGUGGGAUUGAGAGGGUUGAGCAUGCAAUGAGUGUGUUUGAGAAGAUGAAGGAAGAUGGGUGCAAACCUGGGAUCAAGACUUAUGAUUUGCUGAUGGGAAAAUGGUGUGCUCAUAACCGAGUUGAUAAGGCGAAUGUGUUGUUUAAUGAGGCAUCGAGUAAUGGGGUACCGGUGACACCCAAAGAGUAUCGGGUGGAACCAAGUUUUUUGAAAAAACCAAAGCCGUUGAAGAAAGAGAAGAAGAGGGAGACAUUUCCUGAGAAAAUGGCAAGGAAGAGGAGACGUCUUAAGCAAAUCAGAUUAAGUUUUGUGAAGAAGCCAAAGCGCAUGAUGAUGCGAUGAGACUUCUAACAGUCUAAAUUUUCUUGUGCAAUUAAAGCUAUGUCAUUUAGCAGUAAUUCCUGGUUUGUGCAGUAAAAGCUUCACAUGAAUCUAGAGUUUGCUUUGCAUGAGAAGGAAUGGUAAGAUGGGAGUUUAACUUGAAAACUGUCUUUUUGAUAUAACAUAAAGAUCUGAAAUCUGGUACUGAGUAAUUUUUCAUUUGAUUAUUAGAGUUUCUUAAACAUUACUCAUAUAGAAGCCAAUAUUAUUAGUGUUUUCAUUUUCAUUUGAUUAUCAAUGAAGAUAUCAAAUGAGCACCAUAAAUGAGAUACAAACAGUAAGUUGAGCGGCAGGAUUUCCCUAUGGGCAUGUUUCAGUAAUUGAACAUGUUUUGCUUCAAAGCUUUGCUUAAUUCUCAGAUGGA